This is a messenger RNA of Stylophora pistillata, 1929 nucleotides long. RefSeq names its product fibroblast growth factor 16. The record is from RefSeq and is a predicted model, not a curated record. Gene Ontology annotation, molecular function: growth factor activity. NCBI's taxonomy places the organism in Eukaryota, Metazoa, Cnidaria, Anthozoa, Scleractinia, Pocilloporidae.
UUUCAAUAACGAUUAGCGAGAGUCUUAACGGUGACAGCAAGAAAAGAAUCAAAACAAUAGCGGUUUACCACGAAGCGAAGAAACAAUAAAACCUUUGUUUCUUGAGUAGACACUCCAAUCUCCAGUCGUUUCAUUGGCUACAUUGAUGCGAAACGGAAACAAUUUCGCAUACGUUAAUUCAUCAUUAUUUUAUAUUUUGGUUUAUGGCGGUAUCCAUCACGAAUCUUCUUCGCAGGUCGUUAUGACGGACAAGUGAAGACUGCGUAUAAAUUUUCGCGUCAGGAUUCGAUAUGGCUGGUCCAAAGUCAUCUCUGACUUUCUCCUCACUCCAAAAGUACACACGGAAACGACAGCUGUAUGCAAAAAACGGAUUUUACAUCGCGAUUAAUGCAACUGGCGAGGUGACAGGGACUAGCGACGAAAGCUGUUUAAACGCCGUUUUGCAAUUUCUCUCUAUUGGGCCUGACCUCAUCGCCAUCUGGGGACUAAAGGCUAAAAAAUAUCUAGCCGUGGACAACAAGGGGAAGAUCUUUGCAACGGAAGCCGAGAGAAAGGAAUGUGUAUUUCGAGAGUUCUUCGGAAAAAACUUUUACAACAUUUUUCGCACGUGUCACUCAGACGCAGACGGUAAGGGUUGGUACCUGUCAGUGGACGAGAAUGGCAGAAUAAGCGCUGAGAAGGUUUCUUACAGUGAUGAGCCGAGACUUCAUUUCAUCGUUAAAACACUCAAGGAUCAAGAAGAGGAUGAAGUUGAGGACAAAGAUACUGUUGACAAGUUGAAAAGCCAAGAUGGCAGCAAGAGACGUGAUAAAAAAACCACUAAGGAUUUUGGGCUUCCCUCGUCUGAAAUCGUGUGGAUCAUGCAACAGCCUUACCAUUUUGAGGGCAGCACGUCAAGCACGCCCAGUCCCCCAAGCUCCUCGUGUGUUUCUGGCAGUUCGGCAUCUACUGGAGAGUGGACUGGAUCAGGCGACUAUUCCACCUCGGUGUGAUUAGCGCUCAUGAUAAGUACGGCGUGUUUCAUCAUCGAGAAGGGGAACAUUCAGUUGAAUGGGUAAAUGAGAGUGUGACUGCGCUUUGACUGGAAAAAUAGAUCGUCUCGAAGCACUAGUGUUUCGUCCCACAGAUGAUAUGUACGAAUAGGUGUAAAUUUGAUAUACCCUUGAACUGGACAAAGAAAAUAGUAUCUCGCGACCACAUUCCACCGGAAGCCCAUGUCACAGCGUUUAGUUGGUUCUGUCCUUUUCAAAUCCACAGUUAUUCUGAUAAUCAUCAAACCAUUUAAUCAAAGAUCUCCUUGCUAGCCUUUUACAUUGAGACUGGACUGCAUUGAAAAAAGUAAAAUUCCUACUCUGUUUUCAUCCGCGCUGAACUAUUUUAGAAGGUUUGAUCGCUCUAAAUAAGGCAGAAAAAGGCUAUCACUUAAAAGCUUAAUUUAACUGGAGAAUCAAUUCCUUUUCUUCGAUUAUUCACUAUCUUAAUAUAAAGUCCGCUAAAAGGAGCAGCAAAGCAGAAAGUUAUCCGUUGGCAAUAACUGAAAGAUUGGCAGCCUAUAAAAUAUUUAUAUAGUGUGUUUUUAAAAGAACCCUUAUAUUAUUUGAACAGAAUAUUGUAUUCAGAGGUAUAUUUUUAGCUCUAAAAUCAAAAGGAGUGUUCCAAUCCUCGUGAUGCAGUUAUAUGAAAAUAUAAUUAUUGUGAUUGACUUACAACUAACUGCGAUGUCUGAUAAACUGGUUUAGGAUAUCAAAUAGAACUGUACUCUGCCUUUAUUAGGCACCCCAAGCAGCCACGUUUCUUGCUGAACCAAAACAAAUAGUUAAUGGCACGGAACUGCCCGGCAAUGGGUCUAUGGUCGUAUGAAACAGGACCUCUCAUAACAGUCCCACAUUAGGUUGAUUACUUUGAUCCAGAGAGCCAAUGAUCUGUAUA